AUGGACCCAGGACCCAGGACCCAGGACCCAGGACACAGGACACAGGACCCAGGACCCAGGACCCAGGACCCAGGACCCAGGACCCAGGACCCAGGACCCAGGACCCAGGACCCAGGACCCAGGACCCAGGACCCAGGACCCAGGACCCAGGACCCAGGACCCAGGACCCAGGACCCAGGACCCAGGACCCAGGACCCAGGACCCAGGACCCAGGACCCAGGACCCAGGACCCAGGACCCAGGACCCAGGACCCAGGACCCAGGACCCAGGACCCAGGACCCAGGACCCAGGACCCAGGACCCAGGACCCAGGACCCAGGACCCAGGACCCAGGACCCAGGACCCAGGACCCAGGACCCAGUAA
Molecule: messenger RNA, 363 nt
Organism: Caenorhabditis briggsae
Lineage: Eukaryota; Metazoa; Nematoda; Chromadorea; Rhabditida; Rhabditidae
Exons: 1
Coding region: 1-363 (120 amino acids)
Source: RefSeq, a predicted model, not a curated record